UAUCCUGACACUCACUCAUUUUCUCCACCCACCCACUCACUCACUCAAAUGAUGGUGUGAUCUAUUAAGGGCUGUCCUGAAUCUGUACAGAUUCCGUGACCCGCAAACAUCCUAGUGCACUCAAACCUGCAAGGCUCUGGCAUGCAAAGCCACACUAAGAGGAGAGAAAACAAGGAGAGAACUGCGAGUUGCAAAGACCUGACGCCCUACAUGCCUUCAUGGGGAACACCAGUUUUACAGAAGGGAAGACUGCCCUGUCGUUGGGUGGUUCUUCAAUAGCUCGGGGCAAGACUUCCAUCACCAUGGGCAAGUCCUCCAUCACCCGUGGGGUUACCACCACCUCUAUGGGUGAUUCCACCAUCACCAGAGGCAAGACCACCAUCUCUCUGGGCACAGCCAGCUUCAGCCGAGGCAAAACUACAACCUCGUUCCGCAAGGCCCUCAUGCCCAAGCACCGGACCAAGUAGAUGGAAAGGAGAACCACAAACAUUGACACUGGGACACCAAGAUCAAGAAAGACCACUGAAAAGGACGAUACAACAGAUAUACAGCCAGAGAGGCCAGAGGAGGACUCGAAGAGGAAGGCAUUUCUUUUAUUGAGAAAGACCUGCUUUACAAAGGGCAAAAUCAAAAUGAUGAAAAGCAAGAAGGCCAUCUCAUGGGGGAAGACAGUUGUUUCGAGGAGCAAGACCAAACUGAGGAAGGGCGAGACUACGUUUGUGGUGGGUACAACUACAAUCACUCAUGGGGAGACCACUAGUUCUUUGAGCAAGGCCACUUUAAAUCAAGGAGAGAAAUCUGUGACUGUAGUUAAGACUUCCCUCAAAAGAGGCAAGGAAACUCAAUGGAAUCUCUAUUGGGAUUUUCAUCUGUGACUUAAAGACACAAGUAUUACCCCAGACAGUUUGUAAACAAAGAUUGACUUUGUAGAAGAGUGUUCAAGCAGGUUUGUUGUCUUGUGAGAUGCAAGUGUUUGCCAGUUUGCUCAAGAACAGCAGAAAUGCAUUCUAGAGGCAGAAUGAAGUGUAAGUGUACCUAAAAUGAGCUUGGAACGAAGGAUAACAUCUUUGUUGCAGAAAUGGAAUACAACUGAUAAGUUGAUUUUAACAUAAUAGAUGCAUCUAAGAGAAGAUGUUCCAAAAUCACUGAAUAUGGUUUUCAUUUAAUGAAAGUGUGUGAUGGUGUUUGUGGCAUGGUCUGUCACCACAAUUGGAACAGCUGUUGUUCACAUGCAGAAGGGUAUUAGUUGGAAAAGGAUCCAGAUUGUGGAAAUGCAGGGAGAAUUCAGUUUGAGUUGAGUUAGUUGAGAUUUAAACAAGCUGUACUAACCAAGUCAUAAGAAAAGUCAUAAAUUCAUCCAUAGCCUUAAAAUUAAAAUGGUCAUUGCUCAUAUUUUCUCUCUUAAUCUUAUGUUAAUGUUGGAUAAAUUAACCAAUAUAAAAAAGUAUUAAACUAUAAUUGUUAAUAAAUGGAC
Molecule: messenger RNA, 1474 nt
Organism: Myxocyprinus asiaticus (Chinese sucker)
Lineage: Eukaryota; Metazoa; Chordata; Actinopteri; Cypriniformes; Catostomidae
Gene: zwi
Product: zwilling
Exons: 1
Coding region: 219-467 (82 amino acids)
Source: RefSeq, a predicted model, not a curated record